AUGGCUUCCAAAGAAGCACAAGAAGCCCGGCGUGGCCCGACCGAGCAGCGUCCCAUCUACGAGCGUCCCGGCACCGCUCGUGAAAUUCUGACCAGUACCAAAUCCGAGUCCACGAGCACCCAGUCAUUCCUCAAUCAACAGCGAAUUGACCAGCGUUUCCGUACCCAGCAGAACGUGCGGGUACGCGACGAAUUAAUCCCCACACCGGAAAUCCCGCAACCAGCAUAUUACGACUACGAGACAUCGGAAGACCGCAGUCUUCUCGAACGCCAACUACGUACCCGACAAUACCGGCAAUCUGCCGGUCCGGAAGAGGUCCCAUACCAAUACGAAGUGUCUGAAGAUAAAAGUCUUUUGGAACAAGAUAUCCGCAAACGUCGCUUUGAACAACAAGAAUAUCGGGAUUACGAGACAUCGGAAGAUAGUAAAUUCUUGGAGCAGAGCGUGCGGAAGAAACGGUUCGGCCAACCCGAACCGCAACCGCAGCCGGAAUACUAUGACUACCAAACAGAAGAGGACAAGAAUUUAUUAGAGCAGCAAGUUCGAAAGCGACAAGUCGAACAGCAGCACUACUACGACUACCAGACGUCGGAAGACCGGAGUAUCCUGGAACAACAAGUGCGAAAACGCCGCUUCGGUCCGGAACAACCGGAGAGCAUUUUAACCACCCAUACCGCGGCGGCCGAUCAAGCGGAAGCCAUUCUCCAUGAGAUGGAAAAACUGAUCCCGACACAACCGGAAUUAGAACGGGAGACGGCGGAACUGGAUUACUACCAGCCGAAACCACCGCAGCGGACCGAAGUGGUGCUGGCCCCGCGACCUGAACCAGUGUUCCGGGAAGACACUAGCCAAGCCGAUUACCGGCUGGCUGAGCGAUCGGUCACGCAAAUCCAGGCACUUGUCGAAUCGCCAAAACAGCCGCGCAAAGCGCAAGUGGAAACGACCACCACAAUGAAGGAAACCGGGGAGUUGCGACACAAAACCCCGUCACCGACGUUGACCCGACGGACGACGGGUGCGGACUACCAGACGGUGGAAAAACGCACAGAGGUCAGUCGCGUGAUGCCAGAGUCGCCGAAACCGGCAAGAAAACCGGUGGUCGAAGCACCUAAAAUGCAGCCGGAAAAGGCCGAGAUUGAUUACUACCAGCCGAAGCAGCCUGGUAGGUCGGAAGUGGUGUUGCCGUUUGAGACGCCGGUGUCGCCAACGCUGUCACGGAAGGCCACCACGGCGGAUUAUGAGCUGGUGGAGCAACAGCAGACGUCCAUCCAAGCGGUUGUCAAGUCGCCGAAAAUCCCGCGCAAGCCGAUGGUCUCAGAAACGACCACCGUGCGGCGAGAGGUCACGGAGCUGGAUUUUCAGCCACUUCCUAGAGAAGAGGUCACGGGUGCGGAUUACCAGCUGGCCGAACGUCAGCAAACGGUUACGGAGAUCCAAGCCAUUGUAGAGUCGCCGAAACCGUCAAGAAAGGUCCAAGUAAAGGAGACGACAACGGUCCAACGGGAAGCGGCGGAACUGGACUACUUCCAACCGGCUCCGACGGUGACGGAGACAGCCACCGGUGCGGACUAUCGCUUAACCGAAACGACGGCGCAAUCUAUCCAGGCGCUAGUGGAAUCGCCUCAACCGACGCGGAAACCAAUGGUGACGGAGACUUUACAGAAAGAAACCGCUGAGAUUGACUAUUUCCAGCCGGCACCACAACCGGCACCGAAACCUACCUUAACCGACCGUACCACCGGUGCGGAUUAUCAGUUAGUGGAGCAGACAACGACGUCGAUUCAGGCGAUCGUUGAAUCGCCCAAACCAGCACGCAAACCGAUGGUUCAAGAGACGAUUCAGAAAGAGACAGCGGAGGUUGAUUUCUAUCAACCGGCACCACAACCCGCACCGAAACCAACGGUUACCGAUCGGACUAGUGGUGCGGAUUACCAGUUGGUGGAGCAAAUAACGACAUCGGUUCAAGCGAUAGUGGAAUCACCGAAGCCUUCUCGGAAACCAAUGGUACAGGAGACUGUUCAAAAGGAAACUGCCGAAAUCGAUUUUUACCAACCGGCACCGCAACCACAACCAGUAGUGACCGACCGGACAACGGGUGCGGACUACCAAUUAACGGAGCAGGUCACCCAGACUAUUCAAGCCGUUGUGGAAUCACCGAAACCCAGUCGGAAACCGUUGGUGUCGGAAGUGACCACUGUCCAGCGGGAAACCGCUGAAGUCGACUUUUACCAGCCACAGACAACGGAAGUGACCACUUUACAACGUGAAACUGCGGAAGAAGAUUUCUAUCAACCGCAAGUUACGGAUAUCAUCCAAGCGGUUGUGGAAUCCCCGAAACCGACCCGGCGACGCUCCGUCACAACCGAGGUCACCAGUGUCCAGCGAGAAACCGCACAACUGGAACUGCAACCGGCAAAGAAACCGGAGCGAACGGAAAUUGUUAUGACACCGAUGCCGGAACGCGAAAGUCCACAACUGGACUUUUAUCAGCCGCAACCCAUAACCGUUACCGAAAUUGUCUCCACCAAACGCGAGACCGCGGAACUGGACUAUUUCCCCAUUGAACGAGCGGGAAUCACGGAACGCAUUGAAGCCGUGGUGGAUGUGAAACCGCGCUCCCGAACAUCGACCCUGACAAAGCGAACCGAGACGGUGACCACCGUCCAAGAAGCACCGCAACCGGAGCUCCGUUACGAGAUCUCCGAGGAUUUUAAUAUUCUUGAGCAGACUGUCCGGAAACGCACGUUUUCACAGUUGCCGGACGGAACACAGGUUGAGGUCACCAGCACCGUGGAGUUUCCCCAUAUCGUCGAGGCCACGAGCCGCGCGACCGACGAACGGACACUGCGACUGACCGAAGAAGAACGAGAAAUGACGGUGGGUGAGCAUUUUGCGCCGCAGUCAGAAAAACCAGCGGUCGCUCCGAAACCCCAGAUGGAAGUCACCACACUGAAACGCGAAACUGCAGAGCUGGAUUUUUACGCUCCGGAGCAAGUCACCAAGGUCACUGAGACCGUCACGGUGACGCAGACGCAACCGCAGCGCGAAGUGACGGAAGUUACAAAGAUUACCACGCUGAAACGGGAAGUGGCAGAACUGGAUUUCGCGCCGGAAGUCCCGAUGAAGCCGGAGCGAGCGGAGCUUGAUUUCGCUCCGGAAGUGGCACCCAAACCGGAACGCGCGGAGAUUGAAUUCGCGCCGGAAGUCUCACCGAAACCCGAAAUGGCGGAGGUUGAAUUCGCCCCGGAACGGUCACAGUUUGAGAUGAUUGCCAGUGAACAGAAAGUGGUGUCCCAGUAUAUUCGGGGAGAGGAACGGAAGGAGGUCACACAGUGGUCAGCAGAAGAUGUUGAGGAGAUGGAACGGCAAAGGUAUAAGUAUGAAGUUAGUGAGGAUUCCAAUAUUCUGGAGCAGCGCAUUCGCAGGAGAGAAUUUUCCAAACAGCCGGAAGAACUGCCGGAAGUUCCGUUUAAGUACGAAAUCGAAGAAAGCGUAAACUUACUGGAGCAGACCGUGCGUCGCCGGGAAUAUUCCAGACAACCCGACGAGCUUCCCGAGGUGCGCAUCAACGAGCGCACCGCCGCCAUCGAGCAGGACCAAGCAUUCCGCGCCGCCGACCAGAUCAUUCCCCAACGGAAGGUCUCCGUGCCCAUGCCGCAGGUCCCCAUCGAAGAGGUCACCCGCUUACAAGAUUUUGUUGUCGCCCCCGAGAGACCGUUUACCGAGGAGACAGUGACCACGCUAAUCGAAGCGGUCACUACGCGCCAGUUCCCCGGCGCACCCGAACGGGUGACUCACGAACGGGUCACGGUAACCACCACCGAAGAGUACCCGGUAACGCCCCGGGGACCGCAGAUGGCGCGGGAGAUUCCCGAAGAAUACCUGUUCCAACCGGAAGUCACACGCGGUCCCCUUGUCACCGAGGCCACGGAAACCCCGGCCCGCGAGCUCCCCGCGGAGUACGCCGAGAGCGAGAUCUCCGAAGACAUCUUCUUCGACGCGCAUUCUGAAAUCUACACCUCGGAUACGGAUAAGUUCUACACGCCGUCGCGCGGCAGCCUGGCUAGUUUGGCCGCGUUUAGCUUCCACAGUCUGGAAGAGCGCGAGGAAGACGUCGUCUCCCCGGUGAAUCUCUCACCGAUGCCGGAAGAAGAUAUUCGGGAAGAAACGGUCGAGGAGCUAGAAAUCCAGAUGGGAAUUCGAGAGCGGCCGGUGACCUUUACCCAGGAACGACCGUCGGAACAGGCGAUGGUCACAGAAGGUAAGGAAAUUGUUAGUGAAUACCUACCCUCACAGGAAGCCGUCCCCAGCGAACUGGAGACCUUCGGCCAAGCGGCGCCGAAAGAGCAGCCGCUCACGGGGCUGGUGGCCACUUUCCGCACCUCCGUUUCCGGUGAGGAGGUGCCGGUGACGGGUGAAGAAGAGCAACUAGCGCCGGAACAGCCGGUGCUGGAGGUAAGUCAGUUGAGUGAGUUUGGUCUAGACAGCGCCCAAAGGGGACCCGGCGUCCCGGUGGACACCAGCUACCUCAUCUCCAAAACCACGGAGACCAAGUACGAAGAAGAAGGCGGACCGUUCCAGCUGGAGAAACUGCUGGAUCAGGCAGAAGCAAUGAUUGAACAGGGACUCAUCACCGACCAGGGUGUGGCGCCAAAGGUCAGCACCGACCAGGGUGUGGCUUUUCCCGGCUACCCGGAGGCCGUCACCCAUGUCUUCGAAGCUCAGGAAGUAGCCGGCGAAUACGAAGAGAAUAAGUUCGCUCAGAUCAUGGAGGAAUGGGAGGAGAAGAAAGCGGAAAUGGCACCGGAAAAGGAGUACCACGAGACGGUCACCAAAACCAUCACCACGGUGGAAAAAACUGCGCCGUUUCAGGAAGAAAUCACAUCAGUCACGGAAACGAUUACAACGGUAACGGAAGUGGUGGAGCGACCGUCGAAGGAAGCAGUAAACGACGUUACUGAAGAAGAACGAGAAACUGAACACGUAACCACGGAAGUGACCAUGGAACAGGCGCAACCGUACGACACGGAAGAACUGAUUACGGCCGUACCGUCAAAGUUACCUAGUGACAUCAGCGCCGCGAUCCCCAAAGAAACGCCCACGGUGGUUGCGGAGUUUGAAGAAGGGCAGGUGGUAGCUCCCACCGAAGUACCGUCUCAACCGAAAGAGUUUAUCGAAGAGCUCCCACAAGAGUUGAAAACCAUUGAAAUCGGACCGACUCAAGUGACCGAUAUCGGUGCCGCCGUGGUACCUUCGCACGAAGCCCCGGAAACGGAAAAGAUGGAAGCCGAAGAGUAUGUUCCCGUUCAGCCGGCGACUGAGUCCGCACAGAUCCCGGGGGCGGUGCCACAGGUGGCGGAAGCGCUGCCGGAAGUCCCUCGUGAGACCAGUGUCGCCAGAGUGCUGCCAACGGACACCAGACCGGUGGAAACACACGAGGUCACGGAAGGUGCCACCAUUGUGACGAUCUCCCAGCAAGCGGAGAUGGAGGAAAUCACCACAAUGAUCGCACAACCGGAGCGACCGGUUACAGAUGUUAGCCACGCGUUGGUGGCACCGGAGACGGCUGCCAUUGAUAUACUACACGUUGCCCAAGCGGAUAAGGAAGAAGCCACGUUUGUCCCUGCAGAGGAAGAAAUUACCGAGGAGAUCAUUACGGAAACCGUCGUCACGGCAGCGGAGGUGCCGUUUCAGGCGGAGGUGGUGACCAAGCCGGCGCCACGCGACGAAAUGGUAGUGGAAGAAGUAACCACAGUGACUGAAGUAAAAGAAGUGAAUCAACCAGAAAAACCGGUGUACCAACCGGAAGGCGAAGAACUGAUCCAUGAAGAAGAGGAAAUCACCGUGGUGACGGACGUCACACGAGAGGAAACUCGCGAAGAGGAAAUUACACAUGAACUGCUAGCCGCGGAAAAAUUACCGGUAGCGACGGAUUUCAGUACAGCGAUGCCUAGUGCUCCGACCGCGCCGGUUCCGUUUCCCGGCGAAAUGGAAGAACUCCCAGGUUUCCAGUACGACGUGUCCAAAGAGUUCACCGAAGGCGUCAAAGGCGAAUUGGUCAGCGCGGAAAUUACUCCCACGGUUCCCAAGGAUGUCGGUGCAGCGGUUAUCGCGCCGUCACUGGCACCGGAAGUCCCGACAACCGAUAUUGAGGAGCUGACGAAAGAGACCGCUCCCAGCGAACAACUGAUCCCAACGGAGACGGGACUGGCAACAGCGGAAAUCGGACCCGGUGUCCCAACUCAACCGAGUUUCACACACGUCCCCGCGAAGCCAACGGAACACCCGGAACUGAUCGAGGUCGUCGAGGGGGCGACGAUCGAGACCAUCUCCGAGCAGACGACCGUGACGGAGAUCGAGGAAACCGUGGCGGAACGCAGACCGACACUGGAAACCGAAACCAGUGUGGCGCUGAUCAAACCGAAGACAGAACUCCCGGUGGAAGAGCACGAAACCGGAACGGAGGUAGUAACGGACACCGCCAUGACCACCACAAUGGAAGAGUACGAAGAGAUCACCGGACAGACGGUAACCGUGGUGAAACCGGAAGAAACACUCGAAGCGGAAGCGGUGCGCAAACAAGUAACAGAAGUUAUGGAGGAAUCGUUCGAAAUUGUCCCGGAAGUUCCGGUCACCGAGACCGUGGUAACGAAAGAAGGCGAGACGGAAACCGUGGAGGAGAGUUACGAAAUAAUCGAUGUGGAGAUGGUGGCGCCCACCGAGGAGAAGAUGGUUGCGGAGGCGGAGCUGGAGCAGCUACAAGCAGCGGAAAUUGGUCCGCUGAUGGCAAUGGACGUUAGCGCCGUGGUGCCGUCAGCCAAAGAAACCGGCGUGACAACGUUGGAGGAAGUGGAGACGACGACCGUUACCACUGUGACGGAAGAGACGCAACCGGAAGAUAUCACGCACGCUAUCGACCAGCAAGCGGUGGCCGCGUUACCGGCGGAAUCGUUUGAAGCCGUGAGAGAAACCGCCCCCGGGAAAGAAGUUAUGCAAGUGGAAAUUCCGGAACAGUUACUGCGGACGCUGCAAGAGAAAAUCAGCGAAGAGCAGCUGGAUGAGCGGCAACUGAUGGAGCUCGUCAUGCAGAUUGACCGGGAAAUGGCCGCGGCGCAAGAACGACAAGUGUCGGAGGCGCCGGAAACAAAGGUCACGGUGACCGAAGAGAAAGUCAUGGAAACCGCGACGGUAACUGAAGAAAUCACAAAGACCGAAGAAAUAACAAAAGUAACCGAAGAAGUGACGGUCGCGCAAGUCGCCACAAAGGAAGCCCCGGAAGGGACGACGGUCGCACCGGAAGUGUCCGCGUUUCAAGAAAUGGAAGAUUUUAAGAUGGAAAUCACACAAGCGACGGAGAAACUGGUUCCAUCCGAAGAAGGCGUCGUCCAAAUCACUCCAAAACCCGAACAGUUCGUCAGCGCGGUGGACACGGGUGUCGCUCCCUUGGCCGAUGUAACCCACGAGAAACCGACACUACCGUCCGAAACCGUCACGGAGAGCGUGGUGGAAAUGGAGAUUAGCCAAGGUCAACCGGUGCCGGUGGAAGUCUCCGAGCUGGAAGUGAUCAAAGCGCCGGUGUCCGAUAUGGAAUCGGUCAGCUCGGAGGAAUUCGAGAUGGUCCAGGAGACGACCGAACUGGAGACGUACGACGUCAUCACCGAAACGGAGAAGACCGAGGUGACCACGGUGGAAGAAUCCUUCGAGAUUGUCCCCACCCAGAAGGAAGAAACCGUGGUGCGACCGGAAGAGAUGUUGGUCGAAGAAGUAACCACCGUCCGGGAGGAUGUUACCGCGCCGGUGCAGGAGGUGGAAGCGCCCGAGGAGAUCGUCCCGAAGCGGAUAAAAACGGAGACGCUGGUGGCGUCCACGGACCGCAAGGAGACAUACGAGGAAAAGGUCACGGAAGAAGUGGCGCUGGAACAGCCGCGUCCCGAACAACCGUCCGUUACCGAAGAAGUGCAAGAGCAGCCCGUGGUAACGACGACGUCGGAAGUCACAAGCGAAGCGGUUACAGUUGAAGGAGAAAAAGUGCGGGAACGGGAACACCUGGAAAUAACGAAAACUGUCACGGAAGUCGUGGAAAUCCCGCAAGAAGUUAUUACAGAAACGGUUGUCAAAGAAGAAAUCGAAAUCGUUCCCAGAGCGGUUUCGGAAAUCGGUAUUGACGUUGUCAAGGAAAUUAAGCCGAUCGAGAUUGUGGCUACAGUACCCCAAGAGAUUGUGGAAGAAAAGGAGAUUAAAACCGUUGUCACGGAGGAAAAGACCGAGCUGACGAUUACGGCGCAAGAAGCUCUCGUUGCCCAAGAGACCAUCGUAGAAAUGUUGAUCAAACAACCGGAAAUCGAAGUGGAAACCAUCACCGAGACGGUGACCACGGUGACUGAGGUGCGGGAAGAAGUGCCGGCUAAACAACCGGAAGAAGUCGCUGAAAAACCGGUUACGGAAGACAUUAUUAUUGAAGAAGUGGUCACCGAGGAAAAGAAAACCGCACCGGUGGAAACCUUCGAAGGACCGGAAGAAAUCGUCCCUAAACGACUGGAAGUGGAGACUUUUGUCGCUUUGACGGAUAAGAAAGAAACGCGCGAAGAGCACGUACCGGAAGAAAAGGUCACUGAAAAACCUGCGGAAGAGCAAGGUGUUCCAUCGGAAGAAACAGUCGAAGAAGGAACCGCGGUGAUCACGGAAGGUGUCACCAGCGAAGCCGUUACAAUUGAAGCGACUAAACCUACGAAAACGGAGAUGGUCGAAACCGAGACCAUCGUCGAAACCGUUACACAAGUGGUUACAAAGACGGAAGAAGAAGGCGUCUCCGUCGCUCCAACAGAGGAGAAAGUAAUCGAAGAAAUUGUUGUAGAAGAAGGUGUCACUGCUCCGGUUCACGAAGUGGAGGGACCGGAAGAAAUCGUACCAAAACCGGUGACCACGGAAACGCUCGUGUCCACUACGGAACGCCAAGAAACGUUCGAACAAAAGACAACAGAAACGCUGGAAGUGGAGAAACCGGUUGAGGAAAAACCAGCGGAAACAAUGGAAGUGGAGGAGCGCCUAGAAAUAACCUUUACGGAGCAACCAUCCACUGAGACAGUAACGGUCAAGAAGGAAGAGAUCACCGUUGUCGAAGAGAGACCCAAAGAAAUAAUAACGGAAACGGUAAAAGGGAUCACCACCUUCCAACCGACUGAAGCCGAACGCCAGCCAAUGGAAGAGGAAAUUUUGACAGAAGAAACUGUUGUUCGAGAAGACGUCACGGCACCAGUGGAGGAAGUCACUGGUCCCGAGGAGAUCGUCCCGACCCGGCUGCAACCGGAGACACAGGUGGCGGUGGUGGACCGUAAAGAGGAGCGUGAAGAAAAGGUGAUCCACGAAUUGGACGUGCCGAAACCGGAGACCGAACAGACCAUUGUUACCGAAGAAAUCGUUGAAGAGUUCACGGCAACGGUUACCGAAGAGACACCGAAAGAGACGGAAAUCAUUACGAGGGAACAAUUUAUUGCGGACGUCACCGUGGUGAAGCCGGUUACUGCCGAGGAAACGGUAGAGACACUAGCAGAAAUGGUGAUUAAGAAGGAAGAGAAGCCAAUGGAAGUGGUAUUUACUGUACCGGAAGAGAAGCCGGAAGAAGUCACAGAGGAAAAGAAAUUUCACGUGAAGGAGAUUACGGAAUUGACAGUCACUACCCAAACCCAGAUCGAGAAAGCUGGUGUCGUAAUUGAAGUCCUACCGGAAGUGGUAGAAGAGAAGGUCACCACGGAAGAACGCCACGAAGAGAAGCUGGACCUUUCUCUGGAAUUCAUCCCGAUCGAGCAGAUCAGGGAAACCAUUGAGACGACCGCCAUCACCGUGCAGGCUACGGAGCUGCAGCCAGAGGAAGCGGAGGUCAUCACCGAAAUCACGGAGGCUGUCGCCGAGUAUACGCCGGUGGUGGUUAAGCCACUGGCCCCGGUGGUCCGGGUCAUGGACGGGCAGUCCAUGCUGCUGCAGUGCCAGUUCUCCAUGCGGGAGAUCCAGGAGGCCAUCUGGCUGCACGAGGACCAGGUGGUCCAGGAGAACGAGGAUAUCACUAUUUAUCAGGACGAGACGGGCUUGUGUGAACUGCGCGUAGCGGAAGUCUUUCCCACGGAUGCCGGGCUGUAUGUCUGCCGGUUGGAGACGGAAUAUGGCGUCGUGGAGACACGAUCCAUGGUUGUUGUGGAAGAGUACGAGUACACUCCCGACAGCGAGGAGGCGUCACUCAGCCAGAUCCACACCACCGGACGCUCGGAGCUGGUGGUGGAGCGCACCGUCUCCAAGGAAUGGGACUCCACCAUGCCGGACAUCUCGGAGACACCGCUGGAGGAGGAAGAGAUGAUGCCCAUCGUGGAGCUCAUGGAGGAGGAAGUGGAAACCAGCGAGCAAGGUCAGAUUGAACGCCCUGAACUGUUUGCAGUGCGGCCUGAUAUUCCUGCGUAUGAGACGCAUGAGACACUCGAGCAUGUCACACCACUGCAGCAUGAACAGAUGCUCGUCGAGCAGGUAGUCGAAUCCGCACCACGUGUGCCGGACAGUAUGGGCGAGGUAGCGGCACCGGUUACUAUUGCGUUCGAUCUGGCGUCCGUGGCCUCCACCGAAGACAUGUCGGUCAUGGAGAGCCGGCCGUCGUACUCUAAUCUGGCUAGUCUAACCGAGUAUCUACCGGUACAAGAAGGCUCGGUGACGAUGAGUGAUGUGUCAGAUAUUGACGUGGGUGAUCACCUUCUGGGUGAUCAGGUGUUUUUAGAGCAUGUCGAACAGGCAGAGGCUCUAUUAUCCCCGACGUCGUCAGUCACCUUUGAAGCGUUAAAAGCUCCCAUAGAUCGGGAAGAAAUUCUGGUACAAGUAGUUAAACCGGAAACACAAACGGUGGUAGCGGAAAUAAGACCAGAAGAGAAAGGUCACGCUGAGAUUUUGGUGAAAGAAAUUGUCGAACUGACGGAGCAAGUGACAGCGCUAACUGCCGAUGAAGUCGUAACAAAAUUGGAAGAAUUAGUUGAGGAAGUUAAGACCGAAAAAGCGCCGGAAGAAGUAAUAACAAAAUUGGUUGAGCUGAAGAACCAAGUGCCUGAACUGGCGCCUGAGGAAAUUCAGUUUAAAUUGAAAGAGAUUUCUGAUGCAGUUGAAAGUGUCUCGAAAGUGACUGUCACAGAAACCGUAGUUCGUCCGCAGGAUAAUCUAACGUAUGUUGAACAAAUUAUUUCGCGGAUUUACGACAUUGCUGCGGAAGUACGAACGUUGAGUGUAGAAGAGAUUGAAGCGAAACUGGAAGAAAUAGUCGCCACCAUGAAACCGCAAGACAUUGUCGAAGCAGAAAUGUUGCCGGUUGACCAAACGGCAGUUCCACAUAAACCUGAUGUGGGAACGGCCGAACAGGUGUACAUGAAGGUUUUUGAAUUGAACGAAAAGGUCAAGGAGUUAUCGAUAGAGGAAAUCGAAACAAGGUUAACAGAAACAGUACGAGAAAUUGCAGAAAUUGUGUCCGAAGAAGCGAAAGAAACCAUUGAGCAUAUUGCUUCCGAACUAAACGAGCUGACCGAACAUUUGAGCGAACUGCCGGUGCAAACCGUCCAGGCAAAACUGAAGGAAAUCGCUGAAGAAGUAAUUUAUGCUACUGCGGUGGCUAAGCGUCCGGGCACGGAAGAAAAGGCUUUCACGAUUGUUCUUGAUUAUGGUCAUGCGGAACAGCUGUCGUCAAAGAUUAUCGAUUUAGGCGAACACGUUGCCGAAUUUAGUAUCGAGGAACUGAAGUUGAAACUUACGGACAUUCUUAACGAAAUUACGGAAGAAAUAGUAGUCGCACCACAAGAACUAGUUGAGACUGUUGCUGAGGUAAGGAAAGUGAAACCGAGCGUGGUAGAAAAAGCACCAAAAGAGAAACGAGUAUCUGAGCAUCCCCUUGUCGUUGAAACUCCGGAAAUUGUCAGAGUAAAAGAAGAACGCGGUACGGCGGAGCUUGUCGCUUCUAGAAUUUAUGAGCUAUCGGAAAUUGUGAGAACUUUGUCAGCGGAAGAAGUCGAGACCAAGCUCACUGAGUUAUUUAAUGAGAUAGCCGAAGAAAAGGUCAUCCAGCAGCCAGUCGAAGAAAGCAGUAAAAUUCAGGAUACGGUGAUGAAAAUGGCCGAAGCGAAAAUUGUAGCUUCCAAAGUCUUCAACUUGAUUGAAGAAGUGAAAGAACUGCAUACUGAGGAACUGGUGAAGAAAUUAAAAGAAAGUGCAGGAGAAAUUUAUCAGCUGUCGAAACCGGAAGUAGCUGCUGUGCAGACGCUUGAAACUUUGGCAGAAAAAAUUCCGGAGAUUCAGGUUGAGGAGAUACAGGUUACGUUGUCGGAAAUAGCACAGGUUCUUGAAAGGGCAUCAGUAUUAAAACCGGUACCAGCGGAAACCGCGGAACUUAGGCAGCAGGUCGUAACUCGCUUGAGGAAGCUUUCCGAGGUCGUUCAGACGAUGCCAGCGGAAGAAACCGCAACUCUAGUUCGAGAAAUGGCAGAGCAGGUUUCUGAAGUAAUCAGUGUUACCUCAGAGAAGCCGUAUGGGAUAGCUGAAUUAACAGUGCAACCAGUGGCGCCGGCCGAAGUCACCUUCGAAACACACGCUGAAGUGAAAGUAGAACAAGAGAAAAAGCCGUUUGAGGUGAUCAUGACUGUGCCGGAACAAGUCAGUGUCUCGUUCCCGGAUUCUCAAAAAGCGGAACGAAUUGUAACCGAGGAGAUUACGGAAAUAGCUGUCGAACGAAGAGAGCAGGUGCCGGUCACCGAAACCGUAGUUCGCUUAGAAAAAACCGUGCCACAGCUAGAAUCCCUGGAGUCGGUAGUCAGUGUGGAAGAAUUAGUAUCAAAAUCCGAAGAGGAAGAAGAAGAAACCCAGAUAAUGGAAUUGGUGUCUGAGUCAGUUGAACUUCCAGUGGAAGAAGUUCCCAGUGGCACGGCUGAGAUCGUAGCGUCCAAGAUUUACCAGCUUUCUGAAAGCGUACGGACGUUAACGACAGAAGAAAUGCAGGCGAAACUAACUGAGGUGGUCAAUGAGCUGGUUGCUGAGAAAAUACGGGAACAGCCAGAAGAGCUGCCCACUGCUUUAAUUUCCGAAGAAAGGCCAGAAGUUGAAGUCGUUGCGUCUAAAAUAUUCAGCUUAAUUGAGGAAGUGAAAAGACUGUCUACCGAGGAAGCUGAGCUGAAACUUAAGGAGGCCGCUAAAGAACUUUAUAACUUAUCGCAGCCCGAGGAAAAUGUUGUCGAAACUCUCCAAACCCUAGCAGACCAGGUGACAGAGAUGAAGGUUGAGGAAGUACAAGCGUCGCUGUCUGAAGUGGCGAAAUAUCUAGAAAAAUCAACCGCUUUCAAACCAGCUCCCUUGGAAACUACUGAAGUUUUAGAUCGUAUCGUGAAGCUCGUUGAAAACGCUCAACAAUUACCGGUAGAAGAAACAGCGUCCAUCAUCCGAGAGAUCGCUCAGGAGAUUGAAGAUGUCGAAAGGUCUUACGAGGCACAACUGAAAGUCAAACCGAAAGUGCUGGCCGCGCAGACUUUCGAAACGUAUGCGGAAGUGAAGGUUGUCAAAGAAAAGAAACCGUACGAAGUGGUCUUGAGUGUACCUGAAGAGGUCAGCGUUUCGAUAGCGGAAUCUCAAAAGCCAGAGCGCACUGUUACGGAGCACGUUACAGAAAUCACGGUUAAGCGAACCGAGCAAGUUCCAGUCACUGAUACGAUUGUUCAUUUAGGCAGAACUAUCCCAGAGUUAGAAUCCGUCGAAAGAGUGACUAGCGUUGGAGAAGAGGCGCCGCAACCCGGCAAACUCGAAGCAGAGGUGACUGAGUUAGUAUCGGAAACAGUGGUCGUGACACCGCGCGCUGUCGUGGAACUCAUUUCAUCUAAAGUGUAUGAAUUAUCAGAAAGUGCACCAGAGUUGACGACCGAAGAGAUUCAGGUGAAGUUAGCAGAAGUUGUCAAGGAGCUCACGGCCGAACGUUUGAUCGCGCAACCGGAAGAGGAAGUGCCGGUUAUUUUGCUCGCAGAAGAGAGGGCUGAAGCCGAGGUCGUCGCAUCGAAAUUAAUCAGCCUCGUUGAGGAAAUGACGAGCUUAACCGUUGAGGAAGCUGAAGUAAGGCUCAAAGAAGUGGCAAAGGAAAUUUAUCGUUUGUCGAAACCGGAAGAAAAUGUGGUGCAGAUUCUUGAAACACUGGCAGAUAGAGCUCCGGAGAUUAAGGUUAAGGAGGUGCAAGCCACGCUGUAUGAAGUGACCCGUGUCCUCGAGAAGGCAGAUGUACUUAUCCCGGUACCGACAAAAAUUGCUGAAAUCAGGAGGCAGAUUAUUGAUCGCUUGGUUGAACUGGGGGAAGUUGUCGAAGAGAUACCGGUAGAAGAAACCGUUACCGUAAUCAGGGAAAUUUCUAGAGCGAUCGAAGACGUUGUUGCGAAAACGUACGAAGCAGAGCUACUGGUGAAACCUACGGUACCGGCUGAAGAGACCUUUAAAACUAAGGCGGAAACUAAGGUUGUUGCAGAAAGUAAGCCUUUCGAAGUGGUCAUGACUGUGCCGGAAGAGGUUGGCGUUUCAGUAGCUCAGCCAGAAAAGGCGGAGCGCGUUGUAACGGAUCAUGUAACGGAGGUUGUAAUCGAGCGACGACAGCAAAUUCCCAGUAGUACCACAUUGGUUCAGCUAGAAAGCGUAAUGCCGGAGUUAGAAUCGAUUAAAUCUGUCGUGAGUGUUGAGGAAGUUACGCCUAAAGUUAUGGAAAUUAAAGAGACAGAAACGAAAGUAAUGUCCAAGAAAGUCGAAGUAUUCCCAGAAAGCAAAACCGUUGAGACCAUUGAACAGGUUGCGACCAAGGUCUAUGACAUCUCGGAAAGUGUUCGAACGCUCACAGCUGAAGAGGUUAGCACGAAAUUGACUGAACUUGUGAGUGAACUCGUGGCGGAGGGAAUUAUGCAAGCACCGGUAGAAGAGGUCUCGCCCCUGAUCCCAAAAGAAACCGCACAAGCGGAAAUCGUGGCUGCAAAGGUGCUUAGUUUAGUCGAGCAAGUAAAGAGUCUGACCAGUGAAGAAGCGGAACUAAAAUUAAAAGAAACUGCAAAAGAGAUAGCGUCUCUCUCAAAACCCGAAGAGGUCAAUGUGGUCACUUUACUGCAAGAUCUAGUCGAGGACGUAAAGCUCAAGGUCACUGAAGAAUUUCAGCCGCAGCUCACCGAAAUGGCUGACAUAAUGGUCAAAGCGGAAGUACUGAAGAAGCUUAUCAACGAAUUGUCGGAGGAAAAGGUCUUUGAACACCCAGUUGAAGAGGUCGGCGAAAUUGGGCAGGUACCGGAAGCGAAAGCUAAAGCGCAGAUCGUAGCGUCCAAGAUGCUUAGUUUGAUUGAGGAAGUAAAGGAACUAAGUACCGAGGAAGUGGUCAAAAAGCUCAAGGAAACAGCGGAAGAAAUUUACCAGCUGUCAAAGCCAGAGGAAACUGCUGUACAGGCGCUUGAGACAUUGGCAGAGAAAAUCCCAGAUUUACCGGUGGAAGAUGUUCAGGUGACGUUGUCAGAAGUGGCGCAUGUUUUAGAGCGAGCUGUUUUGUUGAAACCGGUACCAGCAGAAACCGCGGAACUUCGGCGACAGGUUGUUGAGCGCUUGUUGAAACUGGCUGAACGCGUUGAAACGAUACCGACCGAAGAAACUGCAACGACCAUUCGAGACAUCGUGCAAGACCUUGCCCAGGUGACGACUACUAGUGACAGAUUUCAGGAGCUUGUAACAGCAGGUAGACCGCAAAUCGAGGAAAUUACAAGGCAAACGGUUGCACCGGCAGAACAUGCUCAAGCGGUUGAAAGCGUGGAGCAACCGCAAGAAACAGAACUAGUAGAAACUGUGCAUUUGGAGCAGUUGGCGUCAGCGGUUCUUGACUUAGCUGAAGAAUUUCGAACGGUUUCAGUUGAGGAAGUGGAAAGCAGGUUAACGGAAAUCGCCGAUAAAAUUUUAGAACAGUCGGUUACGGAAGAAACCAGCGAAGGUUUCGCUGAGCAAGUGUAUACCAAAGUGUUCGCUUUAAUCGAAGAUGUACGUACAUUAAAUGUGGAAGAAGUCGAAACCAGACUGCGGGAAGUGGCAAGCGAGAUUUCAGUUGAAGCUACGGAGGUCAAAGAAAAAGUUGAAAAACCAAAGGAAACUGAGGUCACUGAAACUGCGACGGAAAAGCCUGAGCAUGGCAUCAGCGAAAUUACUUUCAGAAAACCGGCUAAAGCUAAGAAAACCGAAAUCUCGGAAACGAGUUUUGCUGUCGUAAAAGAACAAAAGCCAUACGAACUUACCGUAACAGUACCAACGAAACCGGAAGAUAAAAGAGAAGUAGAGCGGGUGACGACAGAGGUGACGACGGAGGUGACACUUACUCAGCCUGUUCGACAAAUGCAGACUGUCAAGUAUGAAGAGUUUAUUCCGGAAACCAGCGAAAUAAUUGAGACCACGGAAACUGUGGUUAGAAAAGUUAGCACCGUAACGCCACAAGUACCGGUUGAGACUCAAGAAGAACAGGAAACCGUUACAACGGUAACGGUUAAUGUAACAAAACCGAAAGCGAUGGAAGAGGUUAUAAGUGAAGGCGAGAUGGAACUUGUGCAAAAGUUACUUGAAUCGGUAGAAUACAUUACAAUGACUGAGACGCCGCUUGAAGAAACUAAGGUCACAGAGGUGACAACAAUGGUAACCGGUGUAACGCCCUCGCCGCUCGAAGUUCUGGAAGCGCUACCAGUAGAGCGCGGUGUUGCGGAACAACUUGCAACGAAGCUCUUCGAAGUUGCGGAAAACGUGAAAAGCAUGACGACCGACGAGGUCACCGUGAAGUUGAAAGAAGUCAUGCGAGAAGUCGGUACCGAAAGCGUUCGAGAGGUUCCGCAAAUCGAAGAAAUUGUUGAAAAGGUCGGUAAAAUUGCGGAUGAAGCGGUGAUGACCUUACCGUCUGAGACGGAAGAAAAGUUGAAAGAAGUUGCGAGAGAGACUGUUAAGUUCGCCAUAAUGCAGCCUGAGACAUCUGAAGAAAAGGUCACGGUGGUCGUCGGACCGAAAACGGCUGUGGCGCAGUUAAAAAAGCUGUACGAAUAUCUACAGACUUUAAAACCGAGUGAUGUCGAAGACGUGCUGCAUGAUAUCAUCGAGGAAAUGAAAGUUUUCGAAGCAGAAUACAGGGAAGUUCCUGUAAAAGGGGAAUUGUUCACAGCCGGGGUUUCUGCUGUGCAGCUGCAUAUAGCAGAGCACAUCAUCGCUAGUCUCGAAGAAAUCGUUGAAAAAGUGGAAGUAGCACCGCUCGAUCAGAUUAAAAGUGAAAUCGGCAAAGUUUCCGAAGAAAUUCUUGAGGAACUGGUACGAGCAAAAGCCGUUGAAAAAUUGACAGAGCAGACAGAACUUAAAGCGCUUCCUGUCCAGAAACCGGUAACGUUGGUCGAACGAGUGUUUGAACUAUCUGAAGAAAUCAGAGAAUUAGCAGUCGAAGAAGCGGAAGUCAAGUUGAAAGAAAUUUAUGAGCAGAUACAGGAAGCCGUUGCUACGGAACAAAUCAACGAAGAAGUCAAAGGUCACGCUGAAAUAACGGCUUCACAGAUAUUUGACUUAUCGGAACAAAUUAAAACGCUGACUGUCGAGGAAGUGGAAACGCGGUUAAAAGAAAUCGCUAGUGAAAUCAGCGAAGACGUCAGCUUAAUAUUACCGAAAAAACCAGUGGAAGAGGUCAGUGCCGAAAUGCAACCGAUGGUCGAGGAAGUAAUGGUAACUGAUAUAAUUGUAAGGAAAUCGGAAACAGUUUCAGUGAGCGAAACCAUCGUCGAAGAGUUAAAUGAAAUCAUUAAGAAAUUACCGGUGUCGAGUCCACAGGAAGUAGAAACGGUAUUGCAGAAAGUUGUGGAAGAAUUGAGCGUCUUAGAAGAAACGGUUUCGCUUCCGGAAGGUCACGUUGAGCUGGUACAGUCUAAGAUUUUUGAGUUCAUUGAACGGAUAGCGGAAGCGUCCGCUGAAGAGACCGAAAUGCGGCUGCGAGAAAUAAUUCACGAAGCGGAAACGUCUAGUACAGCCGGCCGAGGUGGUAGUCUCCGCGGAGCUACCACAGGAAAGACCCCCACCGAACGGGUCGAAGUGACCGUGACGGAAGGUAAGGAAGUGACGUCAUUUGUUAGUCAACCAACCCCAGCAUGGCCUGCUGCCGACGAGGAGCUCCUGGAUGUGGCACGACCGACGGAGCAGCUUGAGUCGGUCACCGAGACCACGACCUGGGUGGUGCAUGAACAGGCGCAAUCGGUAACCGAGACGGUCACCCGAGUGACCGAAGAAAUACGCGCGGUACCCGAGUUUGCGCCGUUUGAGGAGAUGGUGACGCUCGGUCGUCCCGAGUUCGCUAGCGUAGAAGUGGUGCCGUUUGAGGAAAGACCCGAGUUUGCGAGUAUCGAAGUGGCACCCUUCGAGGAGACGGUCACACUGCGACCGGAGUUCGCCCCGGUGGAGUAUGCACCCAUACAGACAACGGUAACGGUACAGAAACCUGAGGAAGUAGAGGAAACUAUAACCGAGACGGUAGUCGUAACCGAGACCAUUGAGCAGCCUGAGUAUAUCAUGGAGGUCACCGAGCAGCGUGAGGUGGUAGUGGAGUCACGCGGUCAGCCGCAGGUACCCGAGUACGAGGAAGAGACUAUUAUUGAGACGGUAGUUAGGCGUACCAGUAUAGAGAGACCGCGGCCAGUGGAACCUCAGCCGGUAGAGUUUGUCACGCAAGUUCGUCAGGCAGUGGAACAGGUCACCAUGGAGGUUGCGCCUAAAGAAGAACGAGUGGAAGUCUACUUUGAACGGCAACCGGUGCUGGAGGGACCGGAGUUCCCGGAGAUUGAAAUGGUCCAAGUCACUAAAGAGACGUUUUUGAACGAAGUCGAGAUGCCGCAGAAACCGCAAUACGAAGAGGUUAAAUUAACGUUCGAACGUCCCGAGAUCGAAUACCAUAUCCAGCCCAGCCAACCGGAAGUGGAAGAGGAAACCGUUACCGAAGUGACGACGGUUACCCGUCGCUACUCCACCGAAUACGCCGUCAUGCCGCAACUGCACCCGCAACCCGUGGUUACCCAGCGCGAUGAGGUCAUCUUCGAACUCUCAACGGCACCAGUCCAUGAAACCAUCGAAGAGACCCGCGUCACCUACGAAGAGCGCAUCAUGCCCCAGGAGAUCCCGGCGAUCGAACACGACAUCCGCGAACUACAGACCACGGAGGAGGUCAUCCGGUUGCAACGCCCGGAGUAUGCGCAGUUCGAAGGACAGGUCACCAUUCGACGCCGGCCGUCGGAGACCGUGACCCAGGAGGUGGUCAUCCGUCCGGAAUUCGCCGAGUUCGACAUUGCGCUCGGCCAACCGGAACUGGCCGAAAUCGAGUUCGCGCCGGUGAAGAAACCGGAAGCGCCCAAGCCGGAGAUGGCCGAGAUCGAGGUGUCACCGGUGACCGUCGAGGAAACCGUAGUCGAAGUGAUCACCGAAACUAUCGUCAAGCCGGAGUCCCCGAAACCUGAGUUCGCCGAGGUGGAAUUCGCUCCAAAACCAGAGUCGCCCAAACCCGAGUUUGCUGAAAUUGAGUUUGCUAAACCGGAGUCGCCUAAACCGGAAAAAGCCGAGAUUGAAAUCUCACCGGUAAUCGUUGAAGAAACCGUGGUCGAAGUAACCACCGACACCAUCGUCAAGCCAGAAUCUCCAAAACCCGAGUUUGCCGAAAUCGAGAUCGCUCCGAAACCGGAAUCGCCGAAACCAGAAAUGGCAGUGAUUGAGAUCUCCCCGGUGGAAGUGAAAGAAACCACGGUGGAAGUUGUCACUGAAACCGUCGUUAAACCGGAAUCUCCGAAGCCGGAAUUCGCCGAGAUCGAUGUGUCUCUCGGUCGGCCGGAAUUCGCACCCACGGAAGUGGUAGAAAUCAUUAAGAAACCCGAGUUUGCCCAGCUGGACAUCGUGCAACCGGAAAUCGCUCCAAUUGAGAUCGCGACCGUCGUCAAACCGAAACCGAAACCAACGGUCGAAGAAGAACAGACCGUGACGACGGUGGUGAUGGAGACCGUUAAGCGAGAGUCUCCGAAACCGGAAUUCGCGGAGUUUGACGUAUCGCUCGGUCAGCCGGAAUACGCGCCGUAUGAAGUGGUACAGGUACCCCGAGAGCACGAAAUCACCGAGGUCGAAACGAUUGUAUCUACGGUGACGCAGACCGUUACCAAGCCCGAAGAAGAAAAACCAAUGGUUACCGAGGAGAAAGAGACAAUUGUCACUGCUAAGAAAAUCACGGAACAAGUAGAGCAGCCAAAACCGGAAUUCGCCGAGAUUGAUGUCGCUCUGGGUCGACCGGAAUUCGCUCCGGUGGAAGUGGCGGAAGUGCCGCAACCUGUUGAGGAGAUAACAGAAACCAAGACCAUUGUGACCACGGUAACGGAAACCGUGCAGGAAGUGAUCAAACCAGAAUACGCCGAAAUCGACAUCUCGCUUGGUCAGCCGGAAAAGGCACCACUGGAGGUCAUCGAAAUACCGCACAUCGAGGAGAGAAUUGAAAGCAUUGAAACCAUGGUAACAGUUACAAAGCCAGAAUCGCCGAAGCCGGAGUUUGCAGAAAUCGACAUUUCGCUCGGUAAACCUGAGUACGCACCGGUCGAGUUCGUGGAAGCUCCGAAACCAAUUGAAGAACCAGUGACAAAGGUCACGGAAAUUGUCGAACAACCGAUGACUGAAAUCAUUGAGGUCACACAAACCAGCAAACCAGUCGAGGAAGUGGAAAUCACAGAGACCGUAGUAUCUGUCAUUGAAGAGGUCAAGAAACCCGAGUGGCCGAAACCGGAAUUGGCGGAGAUCGAUUUCUCCUUGGGAAAACCGGAAAUGGCGCAAAUCGAGUUUGCCCCGGAAGAUAAAUCGGAAACGGAGGAAAUCAUCGAAACCGUGACCACUGUGACGACCGUUACGGAGCAGCGGGAACAACCCGUGCAACCUGUGGAAAUUGUCACGGUACCGAAACCGUUCCAAGAGACGGAAGCGCUGAAAACCACGGUUACCAUAGUCGAAGGGAAAAAACCCGAGUCACCCAAGCCGGAGUUUGCGGAGAUUGACAUUUCACUGGGUCAACCGGAAAUGGCGCAGAUUGAGUUUGCACCGGAGGAGAAAGAAUUCGUGGAAGAAACGAUAGAAGUUAUUACGACAGUCAAAACGGUGAAAGAAGAAGUCGAGCAACCCCAGCCCGUGGAGAUCGUCACUUUCACGAAGCCGGUUGAAGAAACUGAGGUCAUUGAAAAGGUCACCACGGGUACUGAGAUAAUCAGGGAGCAAGAAUUUCCCAAACCCGAAUUUGCCGAGAUCGACAUUUCCUUGGGCAAACCGGAAAUCGCUGAAAUCGAGUUCGCACCGGAAGAACAACCGGAAGUGGAAGAAAUCACGGAAAUUGUAACCAUAACUAAGGUUACAACUGAAGAAGAGGAAGAAAUUAUUGAGACUCCGAAACCAUCGGAAGAGACCCAAAUAACGGAGACCGUUGUAACCGUGACGAAAACCGGAAAACCGGAGUCCCCGAAACCGGAAUUUGCCGAAAUGGACAUUUCCCUGGGCAAACCGGAAAUGGCGGAAAUAGAAUUUGCUCCCCAACAGCAACCGGAAAUUGAAGAGAUAAUCGAAACGGUUACCAGGGUGACGACAGUCACCCAAGAAACUGAGGAGGUGGAGCAGCCGGUAGAAAUUGUCGAGAUCCGCAAACCGGUUGAGGAAACCAAGAUAACCGAGCAGAUUGUCACCGUAAUCGAAACCAAGAAACCAGAGUCACCGAAACCCGAAUUUGCGGAGAUCGAUAUCUCGCUGGGUCAACCGGAACGAGCGGAAAUCGAGUUCGCUCCUGAACGGCAAUCGGAAGUGGAAGAAAUCAUUGAAACUGUUACCACGGUUACCACUAUUACCCGAGAAACGGAAGAAGUCAAACCGGAAAUAGCGGAAAUUGAAUUUGCACCGGUCUUCAAGGAAACCGUAGGAGAAAGGGUUACGGAAGAAGUAAUCAAACCGGAGUCUCCGAAACCCGAGUUCGCAGAGAUUGAAAUGUCGAAACCGGAAAUCGCUCAACUGGAAAUAGCCCCCAAACAGCCGGAAGAGGUCGUAACAACGGUAAUUGAGACCGUUACGAAAGAGAUUAUCCGACAACCGGAAUUCGCCGAGAUCGACGUCAGCCGACCGGAACUUGCACCUCUGGAGGUCACCAAACCGGAAUACGCCGAAAUCGACAUCUCCCUCGGGAAACCCGAGUUCGCGCCGGUUGAAAUGAUUACCGUGGAGAUCCCGUCGGCACCGGAAACGUUCGAAACCGUCACCGAGCAAGUGGUGACGACGGUUACGGAAACUGUACCGGAAACCGAGGAGAUCACGGAGACCGUUACCAUAACGGAGACUGUGACCCGAGAAGUGGUCAUGGAGGAAGAGCGGCCGGAAGUGACCGAGGUGGUACUUCGGAAACCCUCUCUGCCGGAGAAGGAGUUUGCAGAAUUCGAUGUUUCGUUGGGACAGCCGGAAUUCGCGCCAUUGGAAGCGGCCGUGGUACUUCAACGGCGACCGAAAGAGGAAGAAACGGUGACGGAAGUGGUAACGGUCACGAAAGAGACCAUUCAACCGGAGGAAUUGGUGACGGAAGAGACCAUUGUCGAGCGAAUCGUGGAAUAUGUGCAGCCGGAACAAAUGCCGGUGGUAGAGAAGACAGUGGAGGUUGUGCCAACCGUUGUUACUGAAAUCUCGCAAACCGUCACUUCUGAGGUUGUGCCUGAAGAACGGUUGCAACCGGAGUUUGCCCAGAUCGAAUACCAACCGGCAGCACCGGAAACCACUGUUAUCGAAGAAAUCACCGUCACGUCCGUCAUCACCGAAGAAGAGAAACCAGAAUUCGCUGAAAUCGCAUUUCAACCGCAGCCGCAACCCAAACACGAAGAAAUCGUCGUUGAAGAAGUUACCAUUACCAAAGAAGUGAAGGAACAGCCGGAGUUUGCGGAAAUCGCAUUCCAACCUGAGACCACUGAAACUAUUGUGGAAACCGUGGUUACCGAAGUAGCACCGGAAGAGGAGAAACCGGAAUAUGCGGAAAUAUCGUUCCAACCGGAAACGAAACCGCAAAUCGAGACGGUGGUCACCGAAGAGGUCACCAUUGUCCGAAAAGAAGAAAGACCGGAAUUUGCGGAAGUGGAAUUCCAGCCUGUUGCGCCCACGUUGCUGGAAGCGACCGUAGUCGAAGAGCGGCCGCAACCGGUGGUACCGAUGGAGGAAAAACCGGAACUGGCAGAAAUUGUCAUCCCGCUGUCGGUGACCACUGUUACUGAAGAAAUUACCGUCACGGAGAUCGUUACGGAACAAAAACCCUCGACGGAGGUAACGGUUACCGAGCAAACUUUGGAAGAAACCGUGCCACAGGAAGAAAGACCGGAAUUUGCGGAGAUUGCGUUCCAACCAGCGGAACAGCCGGUUGUCGUGGAAGAAACGGUGAUUACUAAGGUGACCGAAGAAAAGCCGGAGUUUGCAGAGAUGGACUUCCAGCCGCAACCGGAGGCCGUUGCCGUGGAAGAGCUCACGGUUACCAUCGUAACGGAAACACGACCGGAAACGGAAACCAUUGUCACUGAGGAAAUAAUGGUGGUCCCACGCGAAGAAAAACCGGAGUUCGCUGAAAUCGCGUAUCAGCCGGCCGAGACGACCGUGGCCACGGAAGAAACUGUGGUGACAACGGUAACCACAACUGAAGAGAUACCAAAAGAAACGGUUCCGGAAGAGGCUGUCAUUCCGAAAAAAGAAAAGCCAGAAUUUGCAGAAAUCGAGUUUCAGCCGGCCGAACAAGUUCAGCUGGUGGCCACGAUCACGGAAGAAAUUACGGUGACCGAAGCGAAGCCCCAAGAAGAGACAGUGCUGAUAACGGAAACCAUCGUUACCGAAGUAAAACGGGAAGUUCGGCCGUCCGUACCGGAAGAAGCUGUGCCGGUGGAAGAAAAGCCGGAGUUUGCGGAAAUCGCAUUCCAACCGGCUGAAGUACCAACGGAAACGGUCGUCUCCGAAGAAGUCAUAACAGAGGUUACCAAGGAAGAACUGCAACCUGAGUUCGCCGAAAUCGCAUAUCAACCAGUCCCUCAAGCUGAAACCACGGUUACCGAAGAGAUAACUGUCACUACUGUUACGUACGAGCAGCCACGCCAAGAAGAAGUUGUUAUUGAAGAAGUGACCUUUACCGAAGAAAAACCGGAAGAGACAGUAACCAUCCAAAAGGAAGUCUCCGAAGUGACCUUGCCACGCCCAGAGUUCGCGCCACUGGAAACCGACGUCCUCAUAACGCGACCGGAAAAUAAAGAAGAAAUAUUUGAAGAAGUGGUUACCGUGGUGAGGAAACCAGAGAGUGAAAUAACGGUUGAAGAAACCAUCACCGAGGAGGUGACAAUGACCGCGGAGCGGCCGCGUCGACGGUCGGAAGCGGAAAUCACCUUGGAGAUCGAACAGCCGCUCCUGGAUUUCCAGCCAGUGGAGUACCAUGUCAAGUACCAUGACACCGAAGAAGUCGGACCGGAAAAGACAACAACGGUGACAAUCGGCGAAACCGAGACCGUGGAAGAAUUCACACCGGUCGCUGGAACGGUGAUCAUCGAAGAGGCCAAGACGAUGGUCGGAACCAAGCCACUGGAGCUUGAAACGUUCGAAGUGGUCUCCGUGGAGAAGUUUGUCGCGGGACUGAUACCGGCAGUGACUAUUGAAACCACGGAAGAAACACAGGUGCAGAUCGUUACCAAAGAGGUCAGGGAGCAGAAACCAACGGAAACCGAGACGUUGGUGGAGAGCGUGGUGGUGGAAGAACUGCCCAGUGAAAAGGUCCCGGAAGUGACCCCGGUGGUGGAGGAAACUAAGGAAACGCUGGUCACCGCCUUUAGCAGUGAGGUCGUAUCGGAAGUGACCGCUCCAGUGCACGUUCCGGGUGAAACCGUCACCACUGUCUCCGAAGAACACCCCGAAGAAUAUGUGAAACCGGAACAAGCCGUGGAGACCGUUAGCGAAACGGUUGAAACCGUGUCACUUGAAACGGCUACAAAGGAGGAAAUUCCCAUAGCUGAAACCACAGAAACCAAAGUGCAACCAUUAGAAAAAGUGGAAAUUAUUUUGGAGAAACCGGCCGAAACUGAGGUCACACAAACCGCUGAGGUAACACUGGAAGUUAAGAAAGAGCAACCGGUCGAAGUGACCAUGACCCUUCCGGAAGAGGAAGUAACCGCCAAAGAAACGGUUACCAUUGUAACUGAAGAAAUUGUGGAGACCACGAUAGAAAAGCCGAAACCGGUGACGGAAAAAAAGGUUGAAACCGUAGUGGAAACAAUCAUAGAAGAAGUCGUUCCAACAACUGUGAUUACGGAACAUGAAGAGCUGGAAUUAGUCCCGACAGUUCCGCUUGAAGAAAAGAAACCGGAAACAGAAGAGGCGGUAUUGGACGUAACCGUUACGGAGGGUCUGGAGACGGUGCCCACAGUAACUGAAGAGGUUACAGGUGAAACGGUGGUAACUGAAUUGACCACAGCGGUUCCUUUGGACACUAUGGAAAUCCGCGAGGCCAAGAAAGCAACCGUACCCAAACAAACCGUUGAAGAGACGGAAGAAAAGGUCACUGAGGAGUUUCCGGUUGCACCCAGUAUGAGGGAACAACCGACGGAAACCGAAACAACGGAGGUUACAGAAAAAGCAACAGAAGUGUCGGCGCCGGUUCCUGCGACAAGUGAAACCAUUCAGAGAGAGCUCAUGGAAAUUACUAUGCAAGAAACCAUUCCAGCAGAAACUACUGAAAUUUAUGAAGCCGGCUUGGAAGUUGUUAAAGAAGAGAAACCGGUGGAAUUCUCCGUAACGUUACCAGAAGAAAAAGAAGAAAAAAUAAUGGAAGUAGAGAAAACGGUAACGGAGACUAUUGUGGAAUUGGUUACCGAGACACAACCGGAAACGAUAGCUGAAACCAUCACGGAAGUUGUUGUUGAAAAGCCGGUAGAAAUUGAAGAAACCGUCGUUACACGGCAAGAAGUGGCGACCGUGACACUAGAGGCGCCGAAGUCGGAGAUGGAAGAAGUGGUCACCGAAGAAACCAUCACACGUACGGUUAUCCAAGAAACGGUUCCAGAAACCGUGGAAGAAACGGAAAUCACUGCCAUGCUGAAACGGCCAAAGAAACCAGAAGAGGUAACGGAAACUGCAAUCAUCCAGAGUGAAGAAGCCGUUACCGAGGCGAUUGUCCGGGAAACCAUUGAAGAGGUCACCACGACCAUAGAAAAACCGAAACCGGAAAAAGUCUUCGAAAAGCAGAUGCCGGAAGAAGCCGAAGAGAAACCAAAGCAAUCUUUGAUCGAAGAGAUCGAAAUCAUUACCGAAACGGUAACAACUGCCAUGGAAGAAGAGCGGAAACCGUUGGACAUGGCUCAUAUUGAAACACCGGUGACAGAAGAGAUUGAAACAGUUGUCCGCGAAGUUACGGAAGUGGCACCGAAAGAGCAGCUGAAACCUAUGGAAAGCGAAGAAACGGUUACCAAAGCGGAAACUGAAAUCGCCGUUACCGAAAUGCCAGAACUAGAAAAGGUCACCGAAGAGGAAACUCCGCAAGAGGUCACCGCUGUGUCGACUGCCCCGGAACGCCUCAUGGAAGGCGUCACCGUAACGGUCCCGCAGCCGGAAGAGACAACGGUUCCAUCGAAAGAAGACGUCAGUGAAUACGUUCCCUCGUCUGUGGUGACGGAGACCGUCAUGGUUACCAUGGAAGAAACAGAACUGUUGAACUCUGUACCACAGGAAACCACUACAGAAGAAACGGUUACGGAGGUUAUUGCCAAGCCUCAAGAAGUUGUAACGAAACCGGAAGAAACGGUCCUAGAGAAGCCGGUAAUCGAGGAAAAAGAAGCGCUACCGUCCGAAACCACAACAGUCGUCGAAACUAUUGAGGAAACCGUUUCGGAACGACCAGAAGCCGUUGCGGUAGAACACGCACCGGAACAACCGGUCGCUACUGUCCAGGAAACAAUCACCGAGACGCUGUUCGAGGUAACCGUGCCCCAACCGAAACCAACGGAAGAAGUGCCGGAAAAGGUUGUCGAAGAAGUCACACUUCCGGAGGUAACUACAGAUAAAUUAGAAGAGCAGCCGGUGCCGGAAAUUACGAUGGAAAAAGCCACAGUUCCAGCGCAACCGGAAGUCCUGGAAACAGUGACCGAACAAGUGCUGCUUGAAGAAACCGUUAAACGUGUCACCGUUAAACCAAAAGAAGAAGUGGUAAUCGAAGAAGUGGUAACCAAGGAGGUCAUCAAACGAAAACCCAAAGAAGAGGAAAAAGUUGAAACGGAAUUUGUUGUUGAAGAGGUCACCACGGUUUCUUUUGAACAACCGAAGAAACAGGAGAUAACGGAAGAAACGGUUACCAUUACUCAGGUAAAACCGGAAAAAGAGGACAUCAGCGAAAUUGUGAUGCCGGCGGCUAUUGAAGUACCUGAAAAAGAAAUAAUCGAAACGGUCACUGAAGCCGUCGUUACGAGUGAAACGGAAGAACUGCCGCUAGACAAAGCGGACAUCAGCGAAGUGGAAACGCUAAAGAGUACAACAGUCGUCAAAGAAAAACCAGAAAAAGAGGUGCCCUUAGAACAACCGGAAGAAUUCAUUACCGAAACGGUUACGGACACCGCGGUAACCAAAGAAAUUCAGGAGGUCAUUAUGGAAAUGGCCAAACCGACGGAGAUCGAGACCGCGCAACCGGAAGUCAAAGAACUCAAGCAGCCGACCAAAGAAGAGGUAACCAUGCUGAUUGAGAAACUGGAAGAGGUCAUGGAGCAAGAGGGACCAGUGGAAAUCGUCCUGGUGGAGACGGACGAAACCGUCAAACUGCGCAAGAAACCAACGACCACGGAGGUCAGCGAGACGGAAUUCGUGGUCAGCAAACCGGUGCCGGAAGAAACCACCGAGAUUGUCUGGAAACCGGAAAUUCCCACCAUUGAAACGACCUUCGAGGUCACUGGAAAGGAAACGCUGACCAUUGAAACGCUGACGGUGCCGGAACGUCCCGUGACUCCGGCGCUGUUUGAAGAAAUCGAGACGGUGGCCCAUGUAACGCAACCGUUGCUUAUCGAGACGCCCCUGGACACGCGGACCGCGUCACCGCUUCCCGUGGAACACGCGGAAGCAGAGUUCGUCCCGCUGCGAGAAACCACCAUGACCACCUCGGACACCACCCACAUUACCAAGGAGACCACCGCCACCGCGGUUCUGGUGGAAGUCCCGUUGAAAUUCGGCGCGUUACCGGAACAUGCGGUGGAAGAAACGCGGUAUGAGAAGCCCCAGGAAGCGGUGGGGGCGCCGCUGUUCACCACGGAAGUGGAGUACAAAGCACCGGAGAUUGCCGUGGCCACUACCGAGUUCACCGUUCCCAUCGACAUCGAAGAGCGCACCGCGCAGGCCACGGUGAAACGGCGAGUGUCGUACACGGCCGACCUGACCACGGAUGUGACCUUUCAACCGGAGCGACCGGUGCCACAGGGUCCGACCAUCACCGAGAUCCCCGUAGAACAGGUGGAGCAUGAAGAGCUCAUUCGGCAGAAGUACCGGGUGGACUUCCCACCGGAGGUCCACGAGGUCCCCAUUCUCAUCGAGGAGCACAGCAUCGUCGAGGUGUUCUCCACGGAGGAAGACCGCUCGGAGAUUCUGGAUUUCGUCGUCAGUGAAAUGGACACCAGUAUCGUCGAGGAUAUCUUGGAGAAACUGGAAGAAUUCCCUGAAGAGAUCGUCGAAGAGCAGGUGACAACCGUUGUAAUGGAAGAAAAGCCGACGGUGACAACAGUAACGGAAGAAGUUACGGUGGUAACCGAAGAACAAGCGGUCGUAACGGAAGAAGAAACCGUUGUAACCGAGGAGGAGCAGCUGGUGAAACUAAAGAAACGCGUCAAAGAGGAGGUGGCGGAGGGUGUACUGCGUCCGAGAAAGGAUGAAGUUACGGAAGAAGCUGUUGUGCAGCAGAUCCGCCCAAAGAAGCCGGUUAAGGAAGCAGAAGCCUUCAUGUCUGUCCCAAUGGUCAUUCCAACGUUCGAAGAAAGCGGGCCGCCCGUCUUCACUGUUCCAGUGGAAAAUGUGGAAACAGCGGAAAUGGAUGUGGUGAAGUUCACCGCGGAGGUCAAGGGCAUUCCGCGUCCCGUGGUGACGUGGAGUUUGGAUGACCAUAUACUGCACGAAUCGCAGAUCAUCGAGAUUACGCACAUUCGCGAUCUGACGACGUUGACCAUCCGUGAUGUGCACGGCGAUUUCACUGGCGUGGUAACAUGCACCGCCCGAAACGACCUGGGUAUGGCCAUGUCCAGCGCGCAAGUGGAGAUCCUGCAGUUACCGGAAGAAACCGAAACCGAAUUCAGCCAAGCCACCACCAUCACCGAGGAGGAAAUCAUCAUCACCGAGGAAUUCGAACUCUCCGAAGCCGUACCGACCCAGACACCUUUCGAAGGAACUGAGACCGUUGUCAAACCAGCGGAAACUGUUCCCACCGUUCCGCAAGAAGCGCCGAAAGAAGCUGUUCCCACCGUUACCGAAGAAACACCCACCGUGGAAACCAUUACCGAGACCGUAACCGAGACGGUGGUAACGGAGACCUUUACCGAGGAAGAAGUGCCGGAGAAGUUCACCGCUGAAAUGGUGCCGGCGGUCAGUGUCAUGGAGACGGUAACCGCCGUCAUCGAACAGCCGGUACCGAUUGAAGAAAAACAUAUCAUAGCGACACACGACAUUACCGAGGAUAAACUGGAAGUGACCGUCCCGGACGUGGAUAUCAUCGUUCCACGCGAUGAGGAUGUCGCCAAGAUCUCCGAAGUAGAGGUCCCCGUGGAGGUCACCCAGGUGGUCGUGGCGGAACAGCCGAAAGAGGAAGUACCGGAAGAAAAGGUCAUUGAGACCUUACCGGAAACGGCGCCAGUGGAGAAGAUUACUACGGAGAUCACCGAAACGGUCACCGAGACGGUCGUGGAAGAAUCUCAAGAAAAACCGGUGGAGAAGGUCGAAGAGAUUGUUACCGUCACGGAAGUGGAGCAGCUACUGGAAACCGUCGUCCGGGAAGAAGUACCGGAGAAACCGGUGGAAGAAGUGGUGGCGCCGAAGGAAAUCGCACCCACCGAGACAACCGUCGUCGAGGAAGUGGCGCCGACAGAGAUUGUUACCGAGCAGCCCGUCCCGGUCGAACAACCGGAACUGGUGACGCACGAGAAAGGUGUCACUCCAGCGCUGUUACCAGAAAUGAUUACAAAAUUAGAAACCGAAGAAACGCGCAAGAAAUCGGUGCCGGCUGUGGAAACGGAAACCGCCACGGGGGUGCAGCUCCCGGAAAUGGUUACAGUGGAAGUCGGUCCCGAAGUAACCGAACAAGGAACCGAGACCGUGACCAAGGAAGAGAUCACCGAAGUGGUGACAAAGGUGAAACCGAAGCCCAAGACGAUUGUCACCGAAGAAGAAGUGACGGAACAGUUGGUCAUCCCGACAAAACCGGAGACGGUAGAGUUUCAAAUUACCACCGAAGAGAAGGUGGAUGAAGUGGUUACACUGAAACCAGAAUCGGAGGAGAAGGUACCGGGUGAAGAAGAGACGACCGUAACAACGGUGGACGUCACCGAAGUGGUGCCGGCGCCUGUGCACGCCGAUGUCGCCGCCCCGGUGGAGUCGCUGCCGUUGGAGAAGGCCGAGAUCAUUGCGCCGAUGGAGUUUGCCGAUACCGUCCAGGUUACGGUGGAAGAGGCACCGGAAGUCCCGGUUCCGGUUGAGGAAGAAGUAGAAAGCGUGAAGAUCGCGCGUAAACCGAAACCAGUGGAAGAGGUGGUAACGCUGCAGCCGAAGGUUACCGAAGAGGUCACUACAGUUACUUUGGAACAGAAAGUCGAAGAGCAAGUGGUGACGGAGCGAUUCGAAUUGAAGCCGGAAGUUGUGGAAGAGAUUAUUACGCUAGAAAAGAAAGUCCAACCAACCGAAGAAACUGCUACUACAGAGGAAGUUACCGUCGUGACUAGCGCAGCCGAAGACGUAAUUGCACCGGUGCCGGAAAUUUUGACGGUUGUCGAACGCCGCGACGAGGACCUGCCGACAGCCGAAGCGAUAGAAGCGCGUCGCGUUAGCACCGCCCCAAGGGUGCCGGAACAAUCAGCAGUACCCGAAAUGUCCAAAGAAACUCCAGAAGAAGUGACCGGUGAGCAGCCGGCUCUGGAGAAGGUCACGGAGGAAACCCUUCCGGAACUGGCACAACCAGCCGUCCCAAUCGUGCCCAUCAUCAACGAAACCUUCCGCAUCGAAAUCCCGGAAACACCCGAAAAGGUAACCGAGUCGACCGAGACCGUUACCACUGUGGAAGAAGUGGCCGAAGAGCAGGUAAAGCUGAAGAAGAAACCAAAGGUCGUGGAGGAAGUCCAGGAGGAAAUGGUGUUCGUUGCUCCGAAACCGGAAGAGGUCACGCAGGCGGAGAUCACCGUAACGGAAACGGUUGAAGAGACCACGUUUGUGCAUACGGUACCGAAGGAAGAAGCGCCGAAAGAGGAAAUUCCGGAAGAGCGUGAGGAAAUUAUAGAAAAACCGGUUGUGGAAGAAAUUACCCCGGUGGUUACAGAAGAAACGACCGUUACAGAAGUCGAAGAGAUUAUGGAAACGGUGGCACCAGUACCGGUGGAAGUCGCUGAGACCGAAACCGUCGAGCUACCGGUCAGUGAAACCGAAGAAGUUGUGCCACUGAAGAAACCCCGGAAAAAGGAAAUCAUGGAAGAGACCGUGGUAACUGUUCAGAAACUGAAGGAGACCGUGGAAGAGAUCAGCGUGGAACUGUCGAAGCCGAGCAUGGACAUUGAAGAGCAGGUGGUGAUGCGCGCCGUAGAGCGCAAGCCAUCAGAGAUCCCGGUUGAGAAGCCCGAAGAGACGGUGACGGAAGUGACACAAGAGGAGAUGACAACAACGGUUACGGCGCCGUUACCAGAAACAGAAACCAUCGCCGAAAAGGUCACGGAAGAAUUUGGCAUGUCCACUGCAGAGACCGUUACAACCGCACAGACGACGGUUGUUACCGUGCCGAAACCCGAAACGAAGGAAGAAACCGAAACAAUAACCGUUGAAGAGUAUGAAGUAAAGCCGGUGGCACCCUCUAAAACCACUGUGACUGAGAUUGCUGAGGAGAUUGAGCACGGUGUGCCAACAGAGACAAAAACCAUGGAGACCGAGACAGUCGUUGUGGAAGUCCCGAAAGUACCACUCGAAACGCAAAAGCCAGAAGAAAAAGAAACCACAGUUACAACUUCAAUAACGGAAGAAUACGAGACCACACCGAUGGCACCAACGGAAGCGACAUUGACCGAAGUAACAGAAGAAACUGGACAAGGUGUACCUGCCGAAACCGAGACACUGGAGACUGAAACCGUUGUAACAGAAGUUCCGAAAGUGACCGAAGUCGUGGAGACGACCGAAGAGAUCAAAGAGGAAGUGAUGUUGAAGAAAAAGAAACCAAAGGUUAUCGAAGAAGCACCGGAGGCGGCUUUUGAAAUACCCCGGAAACCGGAAACAGUCGAACUGGAAAUGCCGCAACCGACAGAAGGAGAAAUUACACUGAAACCAAAGAAGAAGCCGGUCGAAGAAGAAGCUGAAGUUGUAGUUCCGCUGGAAACUAAGAAACCCGAGGAAGUGUCGGAAACGGUCACCGAGACCAGCGUCACGGAAGCCGAAACACCGAGUGUCCAGCCCGCCGAAACCGUGAUUACAGAAGUAACGGAAGAAAUCGGAGUUGGUAUUCCAAGCGAAACUUCAACACUUGAAACAGAAACUGUAGUGGUACCGGUCAAAGAAAUAAUCGAAGAGACAACGGAAGCCGAAGAGGUGACGGCAGUUCGGCGCAAGAAACCGCUCAAACCACAGGAAACACCGGAAGAAGUGACCUUUGAAGUGCAGCGCAAACCGGAAGUUUCCGAGUUUGAAAUCACAGAAACGGUAACGGAAGAAAAAGUCUCUAUGAAACCGAAAGAGAAGCCGGUGGAAGUGAUAACAGUGGAAAAUUUAAUGAAGCAACCGGAAGAAACUGAGGAGAAAAUCACGGAAACCACAGUAAGAGAAGUCACUACCAAAGAAACAAAACCGGAACAAGUGGAAAUACAAGAAACUGUUGAAGAAAUUCAACGCGGCGUUCCCACGACGACUGAGGCUUUAGAAACGGAAACUAUUACCGUUGAGACGGAGACCACUGUGACCGAAGACGUUGAAACCGUUGAGGAAACCGCGGUAGCAAUUAAGAAAAAGAAACCGCUGAAGCCGGUUGAAGCGCCGACGGAGGCCGCGUUUGAAAUUUCAAAGAAACCGGAAACCGUAGAAUUCGAAGUCCAGCCGAGUGAAGUGGAGGAAGAAAUUAUGUUUAAGCCCAAACCGAAGCCGGUUGAAGAAGUUGAAGCGGAGACCGUUGUACCGCUCGAAACCAAGAAAUCGGAAGAAGAAACUGAAACGAUCACUGAGACGGUCGUUAAAGAAAUUGUGAUGCCGGAGCAGCCGGAAGCGACUACCACCACCGAAGUUAUCGAGGAAACUGUAACGGCAACACCAUCGGUAACGGAAGCAGCCGAGACGGAAACUAUCGUGCAACCAGUAACCGAAGAGAAAGUGGAAAUCGAAGAAGUCAAGAAAGCGAAACUUAAGCCACGAAUGAAGGUAACGGAAGAAGAGGAGGUGGUAACGGAAACCGCAUUAAUGAAACGGAAAGCUACCGAGGUCACUGAAGAAACAACGGUAACUGAGACUUUCGGCGUAGAAGAACAAAUAAAGAUAGCUAAAAAGAAACCGGUAAAAGAGGAGAUUCCCGAAAAGACUGCGGAAAUGUUGGUAACGGAAGCGGAAGAAGCACCAACGGUGGACGAAGUCGUACCAGAAAAGCCAGUCGAAGAACAAAUUCAGCGGUUGGAAAUUCCGGAGCGACUGCAACCAGCGGUGCCGGUAGCACCGACAGUUCUGGAAACGACGACGAUAACCGCUCCCGAAAAGCCGGUUACAUUGGAAGAAAAGACUGCCGAACUUGACGUAACCGAGGCACCGGAAUUGCCGUCGGUAACCGAAGUAUCAUCUGAUGUAGCGGAAACCGAAGAAGCGGUUCCAUCCGAAACGCCGGAGAUGCUGCAACCAGCGGUGCCCAUCGUUCCGGUCGUCCACGAAAGUGAAAAGGUCACCGCACCGGAAAUACCGAAAGUGGAGAAGCCGGUCGAGGAAGUCCCAGAAAAGAGCGCCGAGAGUGAAACCGUGGUACCCGAAACAGUAACCACGGAAGAAAUCACACAGGAAGCAGUAACCAAAGAAAUCGCGCAGCCUUCAGAAAUCCCUGACGUUAUGCAACCGGCCGUUCCCAUAGCCGCCAUCGUCCAUGAAGGCGAGACGCGGGAAGUACCAACAGUUCCGGAAGUACCCCAACUACCACAGCAGACUGCCGAGACGCGUAUAACCGAAGCGGAGACUACAACGGUCGAAGAGGUGGUAGUGGAGGAAGAUAAACCAGAGACUGUGGAGGUAACCGAAACGCCGGAAGCGCUGCAACCAGCAGUGCCGGUUGCGCCGUUGGUGCUGGAAUCGACGAGCGUUGUCGCGCCGGAGAAACCCAGUGUUACCGUGGAGGAAGUGACCGAAGAGGAGAAAGUGGCGAUUCGCCGCAAGAAGCCGAAGGCACAGGAGGAAGCGGCGCCAGAAGCGGAAUUCGCCAUCACCAAACCGAAAGAACGGGUGGAGGAAAUUACUGAAGAAACUGCUGAAUUUAAGGUUGAGAAGACGAUUGAAACCGAAGAAGAAUUCGUAUUCAAACCAAAGAAACCCGAAGAAGAACACAUAGAGAAAACGGUAACCACGGUCGAGCUAUCAAAACCGGAAACAGCAACGGAAGAAACACCAUCUGUCAGUGCCGGCGAAAUCACCGCUCCCGAAAAGCCCGAGGUAACCGCCGAAGAAACGCGAAUCGAGGAGACUCUGGUAACCGCGCAGCCUACUGAAACCGUUACCGAAGAGACGUCGACAGUCGUCGUUCCGGUCAAAGAAGAAAUCGUAGAGGAACAGAUCGAAGAAACCGUUGUAAAAGAGGAAAUCGAAGAAAAGGUCAAGCUGAAACCCAAGAAGAAGAUCACGGUGGAGGAAGAAGUACCGGAAGCGGAAUUCGCCGUCAAACCCAAACCCGAGAAACCGGUAGAAAUCGAGCUUGAACAACCGGAGGCGGAAGCGUUGUUUAUUCGGCCGAAGAAACCGGUGGUCGAAGAGGAGACUGCGGAGAUUGAAUUAAAGGAAACCACGGAGACGUAUGUGACCACCGCCGAGGAAGGAGUGCCGGUUACGGAAACGGAGGCAACCACUGUAAUCGAGACGGAGGGGUUCGGUCGGCCGGUAACGACGGUGACGAGUGAGGAGCAACCGUUCACCGUUACGGUCCCGAAGGAACAGGUGACAGCAACCGAGACGGAAGUGACUACCGCUUAUGAGAAAGAAACGCCGGUUGAAGAAACCGCAACCGUCGAAGUUACGGAGAAAGCACCGCUUGACCAGUCCGUUUCAACGGUUACGACGGAAGAAAAGUCUGUCAAGGUUACCGUUCCGAGAGAAGCGUUCACCACAACCGAGACAGAUGUUACCACGGUUUACGAGAAAGAGCAACCGGUUACCGAAGAGGUCGCGGUGGAAACAGUUCCGCAGAAACCACUGACGGAAGCGACGGAAGAAAAGAAGCCCGUAGAAGAAGUGCCAGAAACAGUCGAAAUCGAUGUGGAGGAAUUGAUUGAGAAAAUUACCAAAGGGGAAAUUGAAGAGAUCCCGUUCGAAAUUCCCACCGAAGAAACCGUAAAGCGGCCGAAGCCGAAACUCAGGAUGAAGGAAGAAGUACCGGAAGACACCACAGCCGAAGCCUUCUUCAAGAAGCCGGUAGAGACGACGGAAAUCGAGACGGCCUUUGAUGUGUCGAUUGAGAAGACCGGUGUACCGGCGGUUACCGAGGAACAUGUUGAGACCGUCGGUUUUGUCCAAGUGGAACAGCCCGAAAAGGAAAAAGUUGCUCCUGAAACCGUCGAAGUACCGGAAACGAAAAUCUCCUUGGAGAAGAAACCGGCAGAAACCCCGAUAACGUCGUUAGUUACUGAGGAAGAGACAAUUGCGGAUAUUAUUACCAAGAAAGAAGAGGUGAAACCGGAAGUAACGGAGGAAGAGCUCCCCACCGCUGUUACCGAAACGAUACCGGCGGAGACACCAGGAAUGACCAUGGUGACGGAAGAAACAACAGUGACAGAAGUUCGGUCUGAAGAAAAAGAAGAAAUUACACCAAAGGGCACUACCGAACAACUGGGCGAAGCGGUUGCUGAAAAGCAGGUGGUGCAGUCACCGGAAUCCACCGUGGUACCAGAAGAAACGACGAUUAACGAAAUUAUUACGGAAAAAUUGAGGAAAAGGCAAUGCCCGAGGUUACGGAAGAAAUCAUGCCGAUAGUGACCACUGUACAACCGGAAGAAACGAAGGUUGUUAAGAAACCGCAGCGACCGAAGGAUUUAGCCGUUGAACUGGAAAUUUUGGAGCUUCCCUCGAGAGAAGUACCAGAGGAAGAGCUUUUGGAAGAA
Messenger RNA from Paramacrobiotus metropolitanus, 36602 nucleotides. RefSeq names its product titin-like. NCBI's taxonomy places the organism in Eukaryota, Metazoa, Tardigrada, Eutardigrada, Parachela, Macrobiotidae. The coding region runs from base 1 to 36474 and encodes 12157 amino acids. The record is from RefSeq and is a predicted model, not a curated record. The transcript has 17 exons.